UCAUCAUCAUCAUCAUCAUCAUCAUCAUCAUCAUGAAGACUCUUUGCUUCACCCUGGGACUGCUGCUACUCACUGUCUGCUGCUGCAAUGCCGGUCCCGAAGCAGUGCGCCACAGCACAGCACCUCAAACCUGCUGCCAUGAGUUUUAUGAAAAACGUUUACCAAUCAAACGUGUGACCAACAUAACUAAGACUGACAAGACCUGUCUGAAGAAGGCAUUCAUAGUCCAAACAGUUAUAGGAAAACAGAUCUGCUACAGACAGACUUUCGUGUGGGCUCUGGAUGUCUACAAUCAGCUCCACUGAGGGUGGUGGUGCACAAUCGUAUCAGCGAUGUAUUAUUGUGUAAUAAUAUAAUAGUGACAUAACCAUGUCUGGUUUUGCAGAUCUAAAUGGAUCUGAUGAUUUUUUUAUAUUGCUGUAAAAGACAAAGUUUUUUCUGUGGA
Limanda limanda (common dab) is the source of this 445-nucleotide messenger RNA. Its product is annotated as C-C motif chemokine 4-like. The transcript is spliced from 3 exons. The coding region runs from base 33 to 305 and encodes 90 amino acids. The record is from RefSeq and is a predicted model, not a curated record. Lineage: Eukaryota; Metazoa; Chordata; Actinopteri; Pleuronectiformes; Pleuronectidae. Gene Ontology annotation, cellular component: extracellular region. Gene Ontology annotation, biological process: immune response. Gene Ontology annotation, molecular function: chemokine activity.